AUUAUCCGACGGUCGUGAAGCCCUCUUCUCCAUCAGCGGCCAACCCCCUUCCAAAACCUACAUAAAGAAACAGAAGAAGAAGAAGGCAGGGGAGCAGAGACAGGGAUGGGCAUAGAUUACUAUAACAUACUGAAAGUGAACAGAAAUGCAAGCGAGGAUGAUCUGAGGAAAUCAUAUAAACGUUUAGCGAUGAUUUGGCAUCCUGACAAGAACCCUACCGCUAAAAGAACCGAAGCCGAGGCUAAAUUUAAACAAAUCUCCGAAGCCUACGAUGUCCUCAGUGAUCCCCAGAAGCGGCAGAUCUACGAUUUGUAUGGUGAAGAGGGGUUGAAAUCGGGGCAGUGUCCGCCGCCGUCUCCUUCGACGUCCAGGCAUUAUUUUCAGAGCCAGCACCCCAAUCCGUCGUUCAGGUUCAAGCCGAGGAACGCGGAGGAUAUUUAUGAGGAGUUGUUUGGAUCGGAGAGUGGUGGUGGUGGUGGGAAUGAGAGAGGGAAUUAUAGUAGAGGGCAUUUUAGGAAUAAUACUAAUAAUAGCAGCAGCAGCAGCAGCAGCUACUUUGGUAAUGGAGGAGACAUGAAAAAGCCGAAUGCGAUUGAGAAUUUGCUGCCUUGUAGUUUGGAGGAGCUGUAUAAAGGUGCUACGAAGAAGAUGAAAAUUUGCAGGAACAUUUUUGAGGGUACUGGUAAGGUUCGGACUCUUGAAGAGAUAUUGACCAUUGAGAUAAAACCUGGUUGGAAGAAGGGCACAAAAAUCACAUUUCCUGAGAAGGGCAACCAAGAGCCUGGCAUUAUCCCUGCAGAUAUUGUUUUUGUGGUCGAUGAAAAACCUCAUGCUACUUAUGUGAGGGAUGGUAAUGAUCUGGUCAUCAAACAGGAGAUUACACUGCUGGAGGCUCUCACAGGCAAAACCUUCGACCUGACUACCCUAGAUGGAAGGAAUAUUGUGCUUCCACUGACAGAUAUUGUCAAACCCGGUGUUGAAGUGGUUGUCCCAAAUGAAGGAAUGCCAAUCUCUAAAGAACCUGGGAAGAAGGGAAAUUUGAGAGUCAAGAUUGAUGUCAGGUACCCAUCAAGGCUUACUUCAGAACAAAAAUUCGAGCUAAGAAGGGUUUUGGGAGGAGUUUCAUGAUGGCUCCUUGCUUUAGCUGUUGAACUGGAGUAUAUUAACACUAGUAAUUACUGCAGUUAUUGUUGGAUGAAUAUAUAGCAUGCAACUCUGGCACGCUAUCGUAGAUUGUGAAUCUUAGGAAAUUUAUUUGGUUGGAUGGGAAGUUGAGGGUUUAGUGUGUCUAGUCUUGGAGAACUCAUGUGGUAAGAGGGAUGUAUUUGAUAGUGGGGCUACGCACCAUCUAACCAAAAGAAAUAGGAGGGAAAUAAAAAUCCUACCUGGCUUCUGAUGUUUGCCUAGCAUUUUUAGCUUGCAUGUUUGGAUGCUAUGUACUUGGAAGCAUGGUGCAUGGGUUUGAGCAUCGUGGAGCAAAUUGAUCUUUUUUUCUUUUUCCUUUUUUACUUUGAGAAAUAUGGAUUUCAUUUAUUGUUCAAGAUGCCAAGGAAAUGCUUGUUAUUAUCUUGAUUCCUAAAUAUAUGGAUUUAAUUCA
Populus nigra (black poplar) is the source of this 1597-nucleotide messenger RNA. RefSeq lists its product as uncharacterized. Gene Ontology annotation, molecular function: protein-folding chaperone binding. The transcript is spliced from 2 exons. The coding region runs from base 106 to 1128 and encodes 340 amino acids. Gene Ontology annotation, cellular component: cytosol. NCBI's taxonomy places the organism in Eukaryota, Viridiplantae, Streptophyta, Magnoliopsida, Malpighiales, Salicaceae. The record is from RefSeq and is a predicted model, not a curated record.